This is a messenger RNA of Chara braunii, 4189 nucleotides long. The record is from the annotation of a GenBank genome assembly. NCBI's taxonomy places the organism in Eukaryota, Viridiplantae, Streptophyta, Charophyceae, Charales, Characeae.
GCUUUAUCCGCCACUGAUCUUCUUAGGCAGCUCGAGAGAAAUGCGGUUGGUGUUGUAGCGGGCAGCCGAGGCUCCACUGAAGCGGGAAACAGUGGCGCAAGGUGUGGAUGAUUGAAGAGGGAGCGCAAUCUCUUGCCCUCUCGCCUCGUGCAAGCCUGUUUUGAACGGCGUGGACGGUGAACGGGAGUUGCGUACCAGGGCAAUUUUUUUUUUCGGCUUGGUUCUUCCCACUGUUCAUUCUCUUCGUUCUAGUGUCUUGGCGUUGCGUUGUUGCCUGCGGUUCUGUGUCUGUCCGUUUGUGCAGCACUGCAGUAGGCAGGAGGAAGAGGAAGCGUCAAAAGGAUCAAGAAACUCCAAAGAGGGUGGUGUAUGCUAUCGGAGUGAAGAGGAGAUGGCUGGCAUGCUGGCCGCCAGACUGUACCGAAGUUCGGCGAGCAGGGCGUAUCAGCCGUCUCUUUCAGUAGUGGGAGGAUGGCGAGGGUUUCGGAAUUUGAGUGUAGGCGAAGGGAAAGAAGAGAUGGCGUCAAUCGCGGAGGGUGUAGUUCGCAAAUUUGGUAUUGGUAGGCACAUGCAAGGUGUGGAGAACGCGUCGGCGAAUUGCUUGGCUUCGUCGUUUAUCAGGCACUGCUGUGCCGCGGCUGGGGCCCGAGGUUACAGCUCGAAGGCCGGUGGAAGCGAUGUGAUCGGAAUCGACCUCGGGACGACGAAUUCGUGUGUGUCGGUGAUGGAGGGGAAGAUGCCACGCGUCAUUGAGAACGCCGAGGGAGCGAGGACAACACCGUCGGUGGUAGCGUUUACUCCAAAGGGCGAACGAUUGGUGGGUAUGCCUGCCAAGCGUCAGGCUGUGACGAAUCCCACGAACACUCUCUUCGGAACAAAGCGGCUAAUCGGUAGGAGAUUCGACGACGCGCACACGCAGAAGGAGAUGAAGAUGGUGCCUUACAAAAUCGUUAGAGCUUCGAAUGGCGACGCAUGGGUGGAGGCAGGCGGGCAGAAUUACUCGCCCAGCCAGGUUGGUGCCUUCGUCCUGGGGAAAAUGAAAGAGACAGCGGAGGCUUAUUUAGGGAGAGCUGUUAGCAAGGCAGUCAUCACUGUCCCCGCGUAUUUCAAUGAUGCACAACGUCAGGCCACCAAGGAUGCCGGACGCAUUGCAGGCCUGGAAGUAUCACGAAUCAUCAACGAGCCGACGGCGGCGUCGCUUUCAUACGGUAUGGACAAGAAGGAGGGAUUGAUUGCGGUUUUCGAUCUCGGUGGAGGAACAUUCGAUGUUUCCAUCUUGGAGAUCUCUGGUGGCGUUUUCGAGGUCAAGGCUACCAAUGGUGACACGUUCCUUGGAGGGGAAGACUUCGACAAUUGCCUUUUGAACUACCUGGUUGAGGAAUUCAAGAAGGAGCAGGGAAUUGACCUGAAGGGAGACAGGCUCGCUUUGCAGCGUCUGCGGGAAGCGAGCGAGAAGGCGAAGAUAGAGCUUUCCUCGACGCCACAAACGGACAUCAAUCUACCUUUCAUCACUGCCGACGCCAGUGGCGCGAAGCAUCUCAACUUUAGUUUGACGCGCUCCAAGUAUGAAGCGCUCGUCGGGCAAUUGCUGGAUAGAACAAAGCAGCCUUGUAAGGACUGCCUCAAAGAUGCGGGAGUGUCGGCGAAAGAUAUCGACGAGGUCAUAUUGGUGGGGGGCAUGACGAGGAUGCCCCGUGUGCAGGAGAUCGUGAGCUCAAUUUUCGGUAAGGAUCCUUGCAAGGGUGUCAAUCCGGACGAAGCGGUGGCCAUGGGCGCGGCGAUCCAAGGCGGCGUCCUUCGAGGGGAUGUCAAGGAUAUUCUGCUGCUGGACGUGACACCACUUUCGCUCGGCAUCGAGACGCUUGGCGGUGUCUUCACACGACUUAUCCAUAGGAACACUACGAUCCCAACCAAGAAGUCUCAGGUCUUCUCCACCGCUGCGGAUGGGCAAACGCAGGUAGGUAUCAAGGUUUUGCAGGGCGAAAGAGAGAUGGCGGCGGACAACAAAUUGUUAGGUCAGUUUGACCUAGUCGGUAUUCCACCCGCUCCACGAGGAGUCCCGCAAAUUGAGGUUGGGUUUGAUAUAGAUGCGAACGGAAUUGUGAAUGUGUCGGCGAAAGAUAAGGCGACGGGGAAGGAGCAGGCGAUCACGAUUCAGUCGUCAGGAGGACUGUCGGAAGCGGAAAUCAACAAGAUGGUUCAGGAAGCGGAGCAGUAUGCGCAAAAGGACAAGGAGAGGAAGGAACUAAUCGAAGCUAGGAAUGUCGCGGACACGCUGAUUUACUCCACGGAGAGGAGCUUGAACGAGCAUAAGGACAAUCUUCCACAGGACGUCGUCGACAAUGUGACGAAAGCGAUAUCGGAGUUGAAGAGCGCGAUGGAGCGGGACGAGCUCGAGCGGCUGCAGGCCGCCAUUGACGCGACUAGGGCGAGUUCCCUACAGAUUGGAGAAGCCCUCAACAAGCGGGCGGGGGGAUCGGGAUCGGGUUCGGCGGGCUCCGCGGGUGACAAGGCUGCGGAGGCCGAGUAUGAGGAACCGGGUAAGGAAAGCAGCAAGUGAUUUCUGUGAUUUAUUUGUUCCUCGUUGUUGCCCCAUGUGUAGGCAGUGGUAGAUUGUGACCCUGUGCUCUGAGAUCAGGGGGAAAAGUAGAGAAUGGGCAGCGGUGGGUAGGCAUUACCUUGUCUUGAAGGUGCACGAGGUUUAGGGUUUGCUGAAAAUUGUGCCCAUUAUUGAUUUGUUGACUUACUAGAGUAAGGCCAUCGUCAUUAUCGUGCCCUACGGUAAUAGGGAGAAUGUGUCUGCCGCUUUUUCCUGUCACUUAUCACUGGUUGACGACGCGAAGAGGAAAAGUGGUGGCGUUCGGUCAAUCGCGAGGUAACUUAUGUAAAAGCUUUGCAGGAUAGGCGAACGAUUGACUAUCUAGAGUAGCGCGUCAAGAGUAGUUGCCGAAUUCUCGUCAGCUCUUUUACUCAGCGCGCCGUGGUCAGUAGUUGGGGGAGUGAAAGAGGAUCAAUGUUCUGUGCCUUGUGUGUGUGAAUCCCUUUCCAUUCGCAUGGGAUGGUACGCCGAGUGACAAACGACUCUUGGGUACAUUGUGCUGCUUGGGAAGUGGCCGGUUUUACUGACAGAACUGCAAUGGUGUGGAUUGCACCGGAAAGGUCGACCGAUCUGCGGGUUGUAAGUGCGGGUUGAUGAUCUGAUUUUGAGGCAUGAAGUGCAGUAUCCUUUGUUUUCAAACGUCGGGUCACCCUUAAGAAUAUCUCAGGAAUUGGACUGUACAUAGUGCGCCACUGUGGCGUGAAAUUUUGUAUCGGCGAAUGGACUUCUUGAAUAGGAAGAAGCGAAUAUGGUCGGAGUGCAUGUCACGUUGAGAUUUUUACGGAUUGGGCGGCCACUUGUAGAUUCAGGAGCGUGCGGGAAAACAAGUAGAGGUUAUGAUGUGAGUAGGUCGUCUUCAGAUCGGAAUCAUGGACGGGUGUUCACCAACGAGGAGAGCGGCUGAGAGAGAAUUAUUUGAAGAGUCCUCUUUAACUUCUCCAGAAGGAAGAUGUUCUUUGGAUCGAUUUUGGCGCGCUUUGUCAUUCUUACCAAACUGGUACGUUGUAUGUGUAUUCCUUGGUUAUUUCCCCUCUUGCCGGGGUCUCAACAGCGCUGUUUGUGUGCAUGCAUUCCCCGCUUGCCAGGGUCUCAACAGCGCUGUUUGUGUGCAUGCACCGCACUUGGCAGGUAUUUUCUGCAUCUUUUUGGAUUGUCCAGAAAGCGGAAGUCGAUGAACUAACUCUGGUGUCCGAGAAGCAAGCACGGACCACCGGUUGUUUUCUUUAACUCGGGUGUUGUCUGUAGUUUCUCUGUUGCCUGUUUUAGUUUGCUGCUUUUUGCACAGCUGUAGUGGACUUCUGUGGUAUUCGUCGCGACGUUGUGACUUCGCCAGCAUAGAAAAUGACCAACGCGCUUUUUGUAUGUAAUGUUGUAUAUGUAUGUAUGUUUAUAUUUAUAUGUUUGUUAAUCUCUCUAUGCACUCCUAUAUGUAUGUAUAUGUAUGUGUAUGUAUAUGUAUGUAUACGACAUCUGGGAUUAUCUUUUAUGUGUUUUUGGCGUUGGUGGUGUCCCAGUAUUUUAAUUUAGACCAGCGAAGCAUCAGAAAGACUGAAGCGACACCAGUUUUUGCAACAAAUAGCAGCCAGUUUU